CCUAUUGCAACAUCAUGACCCAUUAUGUUAAUGGCAUCAUCGACGACGCUGACUGAGCAACUUGAUGACUGAGCAUCGAAUGGCAUCGAAGCUCAGAUGACGCCAGUAAUAUAAAGAUGUGAAAAUCCGGGUGUUCAGUAAUUUCAUUCUUCGCAUUCGAUAUGUCGAAAGUCAGCAUAUUCUUUACUGGAGGAACAGGUUACAUUGGGGGCACCGUUCUGUCGCGUCUUAUCGAACACAAAGACUCAAAGAAUUUCGACAUCACAAUUCUUCUUCGUCCUACCAGAUCUCCCGCUGGAUACGAGGCCUUGGGAUUGAAAACUGUCUCGGGAAGCGACUCCGAUUUCGGGCUGUUGAGGGCACAAGCAGCGGCGGCAGACGUUAUCUUCGCCACUGCAGACUGCGACGACCUUCCUGCUGCCCAGGCAAUUCUACAAGGUGCAAAAGAUCGCUACGAAAAGACAGGGAAAGCCCCCAUCCUCAUCCAUACCUCUGGAACUGGUGAACUCGCCGACAACGCGCAAGGGCUGCACGGCACCGAUGUCGUCUAUUCAGACAUUGAUGUCUCUCUCUAUGAAGCUCUUCCCCCAACCCAGCCUCACCGGAAUGUCGACCUCGCUGUUCUCGCUGCGGACAAGGAAGGUUAUGUAAAGUCAUACAUCGUUCUGCCACCAACCAUCUACGGAGUACCCAAUGGUGUCUUACACAAGCAUGGUCUUCAACGCUCGCUCGUUGCCCAAAUCCGCCAACUCGUUGAAGCUAGCAUUGCUAGGAAGCAAGGGGGUGUGCUCGGUGAAGGCAAGAACAUUUGGCCCAAUGUUGAUGUGAACGAAAUGGCCGAUCUGUACUUGAUUAUCUUCGAUUUUGCCCUCUCGCCCUCUUCUCCGCCUCCUGACUUCCAGCAUGGUCGGUCUGGCAUUUACUUUACUGUCAGUGACGAGCAUCAGCUGUACGAUCUCUCCAAGGCCGUGUCUGCGGGUCUCGCUCGCCGAGGCAUCGGAUCCCCUGAGCCCACACCUUUCAGCAAGACUGAAGCGGAACCUUUACAAUAUUCUUUGGGCACCAACUCACGAGUGGACUUUAAGAAAAGCAGAGGCAAAGCCCUAGGAUGGAAACCAACCAAGGGGACAAAGGAUAUGUUGGACUUCGUCGAGUAUGAAAUUGACCGUCAACUGAAGAAGGAUUAGAAUUCUGAAAUGUGUAUUUGUAUUCAACUCACUGUCUACAGCGAACUCCAGCUUCUGUUCGUGUGGACUUUGUCUCAUUGUUCAUACAGUGUUCUUCUAAGCGGUAUUCCCUUUUUUCAGUGGGGGAUCUAAGAUGCGAAUGUCUCAAGCUUGUGCCGGAUUACAGUUUUCAUUGGAUUGUGCAUCUUCGAGAGGUCAUCCUCCUUUUAGUUCCCUGUACCUUCCAUCGCCUGCCUGCAGGUUCGGCCAUAUGCGUCUCUUGCUCAUGAUCC
Messenger RNA from Desarmillaria tabescens, 1459 nucleotides. RefSeq lists its product as uncharacterized. Lineage: Eukaryota; Fungi; Basidiomycota; Agaricomycetes; Agaricales; Physalacriaceae. The record is from RefSeq and is a predicted model, not a curated record. The coding region runs from base 162 to 1187 and encodes 341 amino acids. The transcript has 6 exons.